AUGAAGUACGUUUUGGUUACUGGUGGUGUUGUGAGCGGGCUCGGAAAAGGAGUUACCGCCAGCAGCAUCGGCGUUGUUCUCAAAGCCUGUGGCCUUCGUGUUACAUCUAUUAAAAUUGAUCCUUACUUGAAUACCGAUGCUGGUACCAUGUCUCCGUUUGAGCAUGGGGAGGUUUUCGUUCUCGAUGAUGGCGGAGAGGUAGAUCUAGACUUGGGUAACUAUGAGCGAUUUUUGGACGUGACACUUACGAGAGAGAACAAUAUUACAACAGGAAAGAUAUAUCAGUCUGUUCUUGAAAAGGAACGGAAAGGCGAUUAUCUUGGAAAGACUGUGCAGGUUGUUCCCCACAUCACCGAUGCCAUUAAGAAUUGGAUUGAAUCAGUAUCUGUUAUUCCCGUGGAUGGGAAAGAUGGACCUGCAGAUGUAUGUGUCAUAGAACUGGGAGGGACUGUAGGCGAUAUUGAGUCAAUGCCAUUCAUUGAAGCUCUGAGACAAUUGUUUUUCUCAGUUGGACAAGAUCAUUUCUGUCUGAUUCAUGUCAGUCUUAUACCCGUUCUUGGCGUCGUGGGUGAGCAAAAAACGAAGCCCACACAGCAUAGUGUGCGAGAAUUGAGAGCACUAGGUUUGACUCCUCAUUUUCUGGCAUGUCGUUCUGCUCAGCCAUUGUUGGAGAAUACAAAGCAGAAAUUGUCACAGUUUUGCCAUGUCCCUGUUGGAAAUAUUCUUAAUAUCCAUGAUGUUCCAAACAUUUGGCAUGUUCCUCUUCUGCUCCGGAACCAAAAUGCACAUGAUGCCAUUCUAAAACAUUUAGACUUAUUGAGUGUUGCCAAGCCUCCUAACUUGCAAGAAUGGACCAAGAGAGCUGAGACAUUUGACAGCCUCACUAACUCUGUAAGAAUUGCAAUGGUGGGAAAGUACGUUGGGAUGUCAGAUUCUUAUUUGUCUGUUGUCAAGGCCCUCCUGCAUGCGUGCAUUGCGUGUUCAUUGAAGCCAUCGAUCGACUGGAUUGCAGCUUCAGACCUAGAAGAUGAGAGUGCAAAUUUGACACCUGAAGCUCAUGCAGUUGCAUGGAAAACUCUGAAGAAUGCUGCAUGUGUUUUGGUUCCUGGUGGGUUUGGAGAUCGUGGUGUGAAAGGGAUGAUAUUGGCUGCAAAAUAUGCAAGAGAAAAUAAAGUUCCCUAUCUCGGGAUUUGCUUGGGGAUGCAAAUAUCUGUGAUUGAGAUUGCGAGAUUUGUUUUGGGCUUGGAAAGGGCAAACAGUAACGAGUUUGAUGAUAAGACUCCCAAUCCUGUCGUUAUUUUCAUGCCAGAGGGUUCAAAAACACAUAUGGGAAGCACAAUGAGACUUGGUUGUCGAAGAACGUUCUUUCAGAAUCCAGAUUGUAUCACAGCAAAGCUGUAUCACAAUUCGGAAUACGUGGAUGAGCGUCAUCGACAUAGAUAUGAGGUGAACCCGGAGAUGGUUAGCAUUUUGGAAGAAUCUGGCUUGAAAUUUGUUGGGAGGGAUGAAAGUGGGAAGCGAAUGGAGAUUUUGGAGCUUCCAGACCAUCCUUUUUACGUUGGAGUGCAGUUUCAUCCGGAAUUCAAGUCCCGGCCAGGGAGGCCCUCAGUUCUAUUUCUAGGUUUUAUACUGGCAGCAACUGGACAGCUGGAAGCUUAUCUUAGGAUCCAUUAUUCCUACGGUAUAAAGUGGAUGCUGGACAAGGGUUAUUUUCACGGGAUGAAACUAAAUUCAUGGUGUACUAUCAGAUCUCUAUGGUCACCUCCUGUAUUAUCGCCACCCUUGGGAUUAGAAGCAGAUUGCGAUUCUGUUUCGUGGUGA
Molecule: messenger RNA, 1821 nt
Organism: Fraxinus pennsylvanica
Lineage: Eukaryota; Viridiplantae; Streptophyta; Magnoliopsida; Lamiales; Oleaceae
Source: the annotation of a GenBank genome assembly